GUGAAUUUGGACCUGACUACAUUUCACCGUCGCUGUCUCUCUGGUUCUAGACUUUCAACUUUUCUGGGAUUCUGGGAAACGUAGUUUAUGAUAUAAGUUAAGUUUCAGGGGGCAGAUGUCUCUACACAGAAACAUUACACUACCUCCUUUAAACCAAACAGAAGAACGGGGAUCCAUGAAUAGCAGAGUUCAACAGAAAAACUCUGAAGGAAUUCAUGACAGUCCUGCUGAUUUUGAUGUGGAAGGACAACUCACUACAAAGUUGUGUUGGUCUGGAAGCAGCUACCUGUACGCAGGUCCAGGUAGAAAACCUGAGCUUCUGAGGCAGCUGGAGCGCCAUGUGAACGAGGAACUGUGUGCGAUCAGCUCUCAGGAGCCAAAGUUUGAGGAACUAAGGUUGCAGGUGUAUCGCAAUGUUUUUGAUCAAUUCAUCAGUGCAUUCACAACCUACCAGCCACUUCUGUGCACCAUCAAAAAGGAAUAUGACAAUAUUAUCGUGGAUCAACAGGAUCAAAUCCAGAAAUUAGCUCCUCUCCAGUCCCAGCUGAGGCUCGUGACAGAGGAAUGCGAGAGGAAGAUUCGAGCACAAUGGAAAGAGCAGCAUACUGAGAUUGAAACUUUGAAAAGAGAGAAGCAGCAGCUGCAGAGGGAUGCCCAGUCCAUGAAGGAGGCAGAAAAGAACACGCAGACAGUGGUGGACCGUCUGCGGUCAGAGCUUUCCCAGCAGUAUCUGCAAUACCGUGAGGAGCAUGACGCUCGGCAGCUGCUGAUCCGACAGCUCAAUGACUUAACCAGAGCUUCUGUGAUGAACAAGCGUCCUGCAGUUCAAAAUAAAGAUUUUCAGGAGCUACAGCGGGAACUCGAGGCGUGUCGUGAGGAGCUCAGAAAUAUGAAAGCAGAGUAUCGAGAUGCUGUUCCACAACACGACUGGGAUACCCUGCAACAAACCCACCAGAGGACUGUCCUGCAGCUGAAGACUCUGCAGGGUGACUUCAAGUUAAUUAAGAGUGAGUACGACAUCCUCCUGGAGCUCCACAAAAGUAGCAACUUGCAGCCCAAGGACCAGGUGUCAACCUCUAUGCAGACAGAGGAAAAUGUGGAGGAAGAACCAGAAACCAAACCUGAACAGCUCCACAAGCUGAUCAACCUUUGUGACCCCAAGGAGGAGCCAGCUCAUGAGUCCAAGUAGCAUAGAUAUAUUCUAAAAUACACAGUAUGCUUCAGAGGGGCUGGAAAUCUGUGCCAUCCUUUAUGCUAUUGUUUUUGAUUGUUUUUUUUUUUAAUUUCUUCAGAAUCUCUUUUUCAUCCACAAGUCUUGUAUCAUACAUACAGUUUACCAUAUAUUUCUAUUCAGCACAACUUGGAAGUAUUUAAUAAAAUUACAUGAAAACUUG
Messenger RNA from Oryzias melastigma (Indian medaka), 1394 nucleotides. It is a transcript of the gene tsnaxip1, whose product is annotated as translin-associated factor X interacting protein 1. Gene Ontology annotation, cellular component: cytoplasm. The transcript is spliced from 10 exons. The record is from RefSeq and is a predicted model, not a curated record. The coding region runs from base 116 to 1189 and encodes 357 amino acids. NCBI's taxonomy places the organism in Eukaryota, Metazoa, Chordata, Actinopteri, Beloniformes, Adrianichthyidae.